AUGUCGAAGAAGAACGGAACCCGGUUAGGUUCGAUGGAAGAUAUCCGUAAAGUUUUCCAGCGAUUCGAUAAGAACGGAGACGGCAAAAUCUCCGUCGACGAGCUUAAAGAAGUGAUCCGUGCACUAUCUCCUUCCGCAUCACCGGAAGAAACCGUAAAGAUGAUGAAACAAUUCGAUCUAGACGGAAACGGAUUCAUCGACAUGGACGAAUUCGUAAAUCUCUUCAAUCAAGGAGGAGGAGACAAUAAUAACGAUGUUAGAGAUCUGAAGGAAGCGUUUGAGUUGUAUGAUUUGGAUGGUAAUGGAAGGAUCUCAGCGAAAGAGCUUCAUUCAGUGAUGAAGAAUUUGGGUGAGAAAUGUUCAGUACAGGAUUGUAAGAAGAUGAUUAGUAAAGUUGAUGUUGAUGGUGAUGGUUGUGUUAAUUUCCAAGAGUUUAAGAAGAUGAUGAACAACGACGGUGCUUGA
This is a messenger RNA of Arabis nemorensis, 465 nucleotides long. The record is from the annotation of a GenBank genome assembly. Lineage: Eukaryota; Viridiplantae; Streptophyta; Magnoliopsida; Brassicales; Brassicaceae.